Anisakis simplex (herring worm) is the source of this 744-nucleotide messenger RNA. Lineage: Eukaryota; Metazoa; Nematoda; Chromadorea; Rhabditida; Anisakidae. The record is from the annotation of a GenBank genome assembly.
AUGACUAGUGUGCUGUCCUCAGCGAGGACGACUUUCAAUAUUUAUUCGACAGUACGCCUUUUCGGUUCAUCAGCACGACGACAAGCGAGGUUUCGUGGUUCGGGUACUACAGCUAACGCUGGCAAUAAUGGUGCAUCAUUAAAAGAAAUUGGUCGUUUACUUCCACUCAAGAAGCUUUCUGAGGGUCCGUACGAUGCUGGACAGUUGUUUCUGCAUAAGGUAUUUGCCUAUCGCGGUAUUGUUAUUUGCUCAUUCAAGUGCCCGUUACACGAAAAACCAAAGACGUCACCAAAAGGUGAUGUGAUAUCAAAAACUGAUGUUUUGCCUUAUUAUCAGGUAUUGAUACAUCGUGGUGAUUGGCGAUCCAUGCGUUUUCCAGUGGAUAUAACGACGUAUUUGGGUGAAGCGAGUGUUCGUGGCGAAAAGUUAUUGACGGUGAUAAAUGGUAUGGAUUGCGUGGCACACGACGAAAUUAUUCCAUUCAGCUCAAAUGAAACAAAACCGAUUGAUCAUGAUCUGUUCGACCGAAUCUUCGAAGUUGUACCCGAUAAACUGAAUCAGAAAGGUUUUUUUGCUCACAAUCUUAAGCCAAUAAUUCUCUCCCGAUGCUGUCAAUCAUUUAUUUCUGUUAUUGAUAUUUUAUUGAUAAGAGAUCGUGUUGGGAUCGGUAAUAUGGUUGAUAUUGUAUGCGGCUUAGGAGAUAUUCAAGCAAACAUGGCACUAUCGGAUCAUUUGUAUAUCUGA